Messenger RNA from Solea senegalensis (Senegalese sole), 4719 nucleotides. RefSeq names its product insulin-like growth factor-binding protein 4. Gene Ontology annotation, biological process: regulation of insulin-like growth factor receptor signaling pathway. The coding region runs from base 543 to 1334 and encodes 263 amino acids. NCBI's taxonomy places the organism in Eukaryota, Metazoa, Chordata, Actinopteri, Pleuronectiformes, Soleidae. Gene Ontology annotation, molecular function: insulin-like growth factor I binding; insulin-like growth factor II binding. The transcript has 4 exons. The record is from RefSeq and is a predicted model, not a curated record. Gene Ontology annotation, cellular component: extracellular region.
UCGUGUUGAGCCAUUCUCAGGAGUGAGUGAGGAGGAACCAACAGCUGGAACUUAAAACACUGCCUUUCAUGCCCUGUUUUGCAUUUGGACACUUGUAGAGCAGUUUUUUGGGUGUUUGAGCACAGGACCAGACUCCGGACUCACGAAGACUCACAAAGACUUACGAAGACUUACCUGGUGGAUAUCAGUUCCUGCAACUGCUCAUUGCAACAUAACAAAAGCCAGUUUCUCAUCAUCACCACACUCGCAGGCGGGCUCCAAUUUCUGUGCUGUGAAAUUGAAUCAGAGGAACGGAGCGGCAACACAGCGGGGGCUUUGUGUCCCUGCAAGUGAAACACUAACCAGCUGAAAAUAUCAAAGACCAUCCUGGACAAAGACUUCCUCUCAAUCCUCCAUUGUUUAGUCUGAUAUUUGCUCUUGGAGAAAAGUGAUCAAAAGCUGCACGGCAGAGGGGACCAGACACCAGGGACCAGACUCCAGGGACCAGACACCAGGGACCAGACACCAGGGACCAGGACUGCGUGCAGGUGCCAGGGGCUGCCAUGGUGCGUGGAGCAGGAGCUCCAUCCUGCAGGGGCCUGUGGGUGUUUGGCACCCUAUCACUGGUGGCGCUGUGCUGGUCGGACCAGGCCAUCCGCUGUCCGGUGUGCUCUGAGGAGAGACUGGCUCGGUGCCGUUUGCCCGAAGGCUGCGAGGAGACGGUGCGGGAGCCGGGCUGUGGCUGCUGCCCCACCUGUGCUCUGCCUAAAGGUGCACACUGUGGCGUCUACUCACCCCGCUGUGGCACGGGCCUCCGCUGCUACCCUCCGCGGGGUGUGGAGAGACCACUGCACUCGCUGAUGCAUGGACAGGGGGUGUGCACCGACGAGCGCGAGCUGGAGGAGAACUCAGUGUAUUGUUCUACAGCGAUGGACAGACAGGAGGAGAUCAUCCCCGAGCAUCCGAACAACAGCAACAUCCGCUGCAGUCCACAAGACAAGCGCUGCAUACAGAAGACGCUGGCCCGACAUCCCCCGAAAUCCACAAACCAGAGAAGCAACGCUGCCAGGGAGGAGACCAAAGCCGUGCUGGCUCCAUGUCGUGCUGAGCUACAAAGAGCUUUGGACAGACUGGCAUCAAAUUCUCGCACACACGACGACCUCUUCACAAUCCCCAUCCCCAACUGUGACAAGAACGGAGAUUUCCACGUAAAACAGUGUCACCCGGCACGUGAUGGUCAGCGUGGAAAGUGCUGGUGUGUGGAUCAGAAGACGGGCAUGAGGCUGCCGGGGCCGCUGGAGCAGCGAGGGGAUCUGGACUGCCACCAGUUAAUGACUGCCACGCUGAGGGAUUAAAGACGAGGAGGUGCAGGAGCAGCUGAAUUCUACUGGUGCUCAUUAGUAGAACUACGUGAGGGAAGGACUUCACCCUCAAGUCUCGCUUAAGCUAAGGCCAGCGGUACUUGACCUUGCGCAACAAAAAGGAAACCAUUGAAUUGAGUUCUUUAGCUAUUUGUAUGUUUCUGUGUGUGACAGUAUGUGAUUUCUGAGUGUUUUCAGCACUUGAUGUGUAUUAUUUCUAAUUUGUAAACCUGAGACCAUUAGUCUUUAGACACAUGCGCUUUAAAGUAACACGUGGCAGAAAAUGAUGAGGGAUGUAGUCGUGAGUUUCUGUUUAUUUUCUUUAUAACUUCAGUGUAGUGUGUUUUGUUUUUAAAGUGACGUGAAAACUCAUCGAACCCACCAGAGAGUCAGACCUGACUGUCUUUUUAUAUUUCUUUUAUUCUCUCUGGAGCAACUUGAUCCGUGACAAUCCAACGCGAUUAAAGUGAAAGGAUUGUUCACUAGAUUAUUCACAAAUGAUGUGUACAUGGUCAUAAUGUGUUUUUUUGAUAUGGUCAAAACACACCAGAAACUGCGUUUGCGAGCACAAGGUCUAGUUUAGUGACAACACAUGUAGCAAUAAUGGAUCAGUGAAUGAGGGAUACACUUGUUUCUGUUUUACAACAAACCAAAUUGAAGUCUUAGAAUCUUCGCCGGUCUCGUGAUUUGGUGACGAUUGUCCCGUCAACACUUUCCACACUGCACCACGACUGACUCACUUCAAUGACAAAAUGUCAGGCUAUGUCGAUUACUGCUUCCCAAACUUUAAAAUGACGAUAUUCUCAAAUGUCUAAUUUCGUCCACAAACCAAAAUCAAUCAGUAUUAUUGAUUUAUUUGGUAUAUGGAGCAAAGUAACCAGAAAUGUUCCCAUGUAAGAAGCUUAAAAAAACAAAAACAAAACAAAAAAACACUCAAACCAAUUGAAUCAAUUAAUUUAGCAAUUGAUAAAGAAUCUAGUAAUCUCUGUAGCCCUAAUUGCGUCCUCAAUUUUCUAUAUUAGCUCACAUGGCAGUCAGAUUAAUAUGAAUUUAAACAUUUAUUUCACAAUGAAACGGAAAUAUUCAAAACCAAUAUUUCUGCCGUCGAGCUGUAGCUUCUACAAACUGGAAAAUCAACAAACAAUGUUUCAUGUCGUCACCGCGAUGCAUCAAGUUUCAACACCCCUGAAACCCCACGCCUUAAAUAUGAAAGGAAAAAGACCAAAGUAUCCGUACGCAGUAUCAUUACAGAACUGAAGGAGCUCUGCUGAUAGGAUCAUCAGAUUUGCAUGAAUAUCUUUCACUUCUCUGCAAAUCUUUGGUGCUAUAUUCACUGAUUGUGCCAAAAAAACUUUUUGGGGCAUAGUUAAAGAUUGGAGAAGCAUGAGAUUUCUUUGAGAGUCUGUGACUGUCUGUUGACAUAAAGCUUUCAUUAUGCUCACUGUCAAAAUGUGAAAGUGAGGCCGCUUGCCAUUUGUAGUUUGAACUCCAAAUAAUAGAAAUACGAGGUCAUGGGACGAUGGAACUCGCAGCAACCUCACAUACCGAGAUGGCUGCCACUCUACAAACGCUGCAACUUUUAACAUUAAUAGCACUUCUGUCGUAGUCGUUUCUCAGUUCAUCAGUCGCACACACAGUACUGUUCAACUGUUGCACAAAAUACCACAUGUUGUUAUCCACUGGUAUUUCUAACAACGCUCGUCCAUGGUUUCUUUUCUCUCUGGCACACAGUGAACUCGGAGGCGAGGUCACUCCCAGCUCCGACUUGUGGGUUCUGAUGUAGGUGGAACGCAGCUGCAUGUCCCUCACCUCACUCCUCUGUUCAAAGUGUGUUAGAGAACAUAUGUAGUGAGCAUCCAAAUGCACGCGCAAAGCCACGCCUCGCACAGAUUGGGUUUCCACUACAGAUCGUUGUUUUAUGUGACAACAGCAGCAUCACAGGACCAACCAGCCCGAGGGUGGGUUAGGACUUUUAAAGUGGAAGCUUAUUUCAUACAAAUAGAACAUUGUUUGACACACUUGGGAAGAAAGGGGUGAGCAGAAAAGUCCUCCAUUUGUUUUACCAUUAUAUGUCACUAAUUAUUACAGACUGAACCUUUAAAUACAGUCAGAUAAAAUGGGAUCAUGAGGAAUUCUGACCCAGUUGACGACAGAAAUGUGACAAAUGUCUCCUGUGAUCACGAGUCCGUCUCUCAGUGUAUCCUGAAGGUGCAAAAACUCAACAAAAAGUAAACACAAGUGCUCAUCUAUAGACGCAUCUUACAAUUCAAACUGACAUCAAUAUUAGGGACGGCCUUAGUGCCCGAUAAGAUAAGAUGAUAUCACAACCUGAAGCAUUUACUGAAACAAUAUCAGCUUAGCUGGUAAAACAACAUCCAUGCUGAUGCAUUUAAUAACUACCUAUAAGCAGCCAUUUAAAACAUAACAAACAACAUUACGCUCCAUCUGCAAGGCAGACAUUUGCAGCGUCUCUCGGGUCCUUGUCACACGAUUAAUCUUUAUUAGUCAAGAAAUUCUGUCAUACUUUGAAUCUAUGGAUGGUAUCUUAUAUUACAUUUAACUUCUUCCAACAUGUGGUCCAGUUAUUUUGGCCAGUAUCAGACUGAUACCAAUACCGAGUACCGUAUGGGCUCAUCCCUCGUCCUUACAGGUCACGUUUCUCUGUUUCUAAGUUGGCCAAAAAAAUCCUCUGUUAGUAAGAAAAACAACACACUGCCAGAAAUGUCAUGUAAUCUAAUCUCUGAAGCCAUGGUCAAUUUAUAGCAUUCACCACAGGCUCAGUUUGAUCACCCGAUGAACAAAAACUCUUUCCAAAGGUCGAACACCAAAAACAGACAAACAGAGAGUCAGUGCUACAGCUUCUGAAAUAUCAAAAACCAAAGAAUUCCAAAGACGACAAAGAAUAAAGACAUGCACACAACUGGUUUACUGCACAGUCCUAUCUUAUCAUUCAUCAACUAAUUCAACUAAUGAAGUGUCACCAAACACAUUUUUUUUUUUUAUUAAAAGGCCCUCGAACGACAUAAGUUGUGUAUUUAAGCUAUAGCUAUUACUGCUUGAUUUCUAACUUCACUGUACUGACCUGUAAUUGCAUUUCUCCAGAAUAGACUGUUCCAAUGUAACUUUGAUGUUAUCUGUUAAUGUGUAGAAGAUGUGAAGUAACGUCUGCAUGCAUUCAAAAACGGACCGGGGUCUGGGAACGGCUGAGCUCUUGUGUGUAUCUCGUCCACAGCAGGACAGUUACAGUAUAUUCAAACACUGACCUGAUCAAAGAACUGAAAUAUAGUUUCAACCAAUGAAAUAAUCAGCUACAUUGUACAUGUUUACCUGAUGAAAAUGUAUACAUUGUAAUAAAUCCAUUAAAACACUUUGGUAACUA